AUGCCAGCGUAUAAGGCAGUAAUAUUCGACAUAGGCGGUGUAUGUGUGGGCUCUCCCUUUCAAGGGAUUGCGAAAUAUGAGCGCGAGCAUGGUUUACCGCCUAAUUACAUUAAUGUGGCUAUAGUAAACCGUGGAGAGAAUGGCGCAUUUCAGCGUUUGGAAAGAGGCGAAUUAGAUCUUAACGCGUUCUACGAUCUCUUUGGAAAAGAAUUGUCUGAUCCAAAAAAUUUCGAAUAUUACAAAGAAUAUCGGCGUUUGAAAAAAGUUCCAGAAGAGAUUUUUCCAGACCGAAGUUUAUCUGAUUCCUUCAUAAUAGACGGCAAAGAACUUUUUCGUGCCAUGAUGGCAGAAGCCUCACGAGUUGAUCCUGUGGUCUUCUCUGCUCUACAAAAACUUCGAGCGAGCAAUCGAUUCAAACUUGCGGCCCUCACCAACAACUUCUUUCUGCCUAAAGAUGUUGUUGGCUUGCUUGGUGAUGCGCCAGAGAAGUUGAAGAAUAUCUUUGACGAAUUUAUAGAAUCGAGUGUUGUGGGAUUGAGGAAACCUGAUCCUCGAUUUUUUUUGUAUGCCUGUGAGAAACUUGCAAUACAGCCAAGCGAUGCUGUAUUUUUGGAUGACAUCGGAAUUAACUUGAAAUCUGCCAGUGAAUUAGGAAUGAAGACUAUAAAAGUUGAACUGGGAAAUUCUCGAAAAGCUAUAAAAGAGUUAGAAAAUGUCUUAAAUAUUGAGUUGUUAGAUGAAGACUCUAAAUUCUAA
Molecule: messenger RNA, 756 nt
Organism: Paraglomus occultum
Lineage: Eukaryota; Fungi; Glomeromycota; Glomeromycetes; Paraglomerales; Paraglomeraceae
Source: the annotation of a GenBank genome assembly